Molecule: messenger RNA, 2619 nt
Organism: Bombina bombina (fire-bellied toad)
Lineage: Eukaryota; Metazoa; Chordata; Amphibia; Anura; Bombinatoridae
Product: galectin-related protein
Exons: 4
Coding region: 92-526 (144 amino acids)
Molecular function (GO): carbohydrate binding
Source: RefSeq, a predicted model, not a curated record
CUCUAACAUUUUUUGUUUCCUUUUGAAUUACAGACACAUUUGAAUUUGACAAUUUUGCUGGAACAGUCACAAGAUAAAUACUGUGAGCACCAUGACUGAACAUGACAGAUGCACAAAUGUGGUACAGUACGUUGGCGAUAUUAAAGGCGGAAUGAAACCAGCCAUGAAGAUUAUCGUUAUGGGAAUAGUGGAUAAUAAUCCAAAGAGUUUUACUGUUAGCUUACUCUGCAGCCCAGAAGAGUUAGACCAAGAUGUUGCACUUCUGUUAAUUGUCAACUUCAAGGACAAGUCAAUAAUUCGAAAUGCCAAAUUUGGAGGAAUAUGGAGUUCUGAGGAGAGAAAGAUCUCCUACUUUCCUUUCGCAGCUGGUGACAACUUCAAGAUGGAAAUCCUUUGUGAACAUCAACAGAUGCGCAUUCUACUGGAUGGGCAGCAGCUCUGUGAUUUCACACAUCAAGUUCAGCAGCUUGGAACAGUGACCAGUCUUAAAAUCACCGGCGAUAUCAAGCUUACCAAAGUGGCCUGAGCUACCCAUAGCAUUGCAAACAAAGCCAUCCAUGAAUUUUAUGUGUAAAUUAGCCAAUAAAACAGUAUAAUGUGAAACAUAUAUUGUAAUAUAAAUAUAUAUAUAUAUAUAUAUUCACUUUGCAAUAGUUAUAACUUAUUUUUGUUUUCUUCAAUUCUUUUUUUUUUUUUAAGUGUAAGAAAACUGCCACUGAUAGUUUUUUAGGAUUUGUAGACCUACUUUCUAGUUAUCAGAUUGAUAAAGACCAGUAUAUUAUAAUACACAUUACCGUUUAAAAGUUUGGAUAAACCUAAUCAUAGAAGGGUGUUUAUUAUUACUAUUUUCAAUAUUUUAUAAUAUUUGUAAAGUCAUCAAAACUAUUAAAUAACAAAAAUUUAAUUAUACAGUGGGCAAAUAUUUUAUACAAAUCAAAACUAUUUCAUUUUUGAUAUGCUACCCCUUUGCCUAGAAAAUCAGAUUUGCAUUCUUGACCAACUUUGGGCUAGAUUAUGAGUGGAGCACAAAAUUGCACUUUCGCAAGCGUGUUAUUCCACUAUCGACUCCAAAGCAAAGAAUUAAAAUGCAACUCUCAGAGAAUUCCAUGUAUGACUUUGCCAUUGAUACCACUUUGGCUAAAAUUGCUUACCCUAUACAGACAAUGAUGCUUACUGUGCAGUUCUAUAAUUGGAGAUAUUACUUAUCUACUGGUGUGCAACGCUUCAUUGAGCUUUGGGUUAUACCAGACUGUAUAUGAUAGCUUUAUCUCUUUUGGAAACCCUCUUAUUGCAUAGCUGCUUCAGAAGAAUUGUUUGUUCUUGCAUGCAUGACAGACACUGCUGCUGGGACUAGGAUAAUGUUUUUACAAACUGAUUUCAAUGUAAAUGCUUUCAAUCAUAUGCAACACUUGCUACUAUAAAUGUUUUUUUUUAUAUCUUUCAGAAAACACUGUAUUUCUCUACCAGAUAUCUAUCAUUCACUCAUCCAGCCAAAAUGCUCUGAUUAUCGCAAAGCUAUAUUUUCCAUAUAUGACUCACUGUUUUUCUUUUGACCUGUCUUUUAAUGACUUAUGCAUGACUGGAAUUAUCUUACUGGACAUUGAUAUUGAUUCAGGUUUAAGCUUUUUCUGCCUGAAUACCUGUGACCAGUGUUCCCUCUAAGUUCAGUUUUGUGAGCCACCCAGCAGUGAAACAGUUAAUUAGAGCAAUUAGCAAACACUACACAAUGCAGACUGCAAGGUGUGGUUCCCUUCUUAACUGUUUCACUGCUGGGCAUAAAAAGGCUGUGACACACUGCAAGCGAUGCGCCGCGAGGUGGAGCAGCUGCUUUGCUCCGCGUUGCAUCGCUUCUGAAGAUCAAAUAUUUCAUCUCUGAGCGCUCAGCUACACGACCUGAUGCAGCAAAGUGCUCAGAGAUGAAAAGGCAGGACACACUGAGCGCGCACAGCCGCAUGUACUCGCUGCGCGCCGCUCUGCUUGCAGUGUGUCACAGCCUUAACUUGCCUUAGUUUAUAUAACUAGAUUGCUAUAGUCGUGCAGUACAUGUUGUUACAUUCUUUGACAUUUACAAAACCAAUCUUAUAUACCUGGAUUGAUUUAUCAUUAUACUUUGUUUGCUAGUAUCAAGUGUCUGACUGAAAUGCAUUCCAUUGCUUUAUGCCUCCACUGUUUCAUGUAUCGGUCCCUCUAUAUUUGCAUUUUACCCUUAACGCUCUUUUCCAAUUACUACCUUUUAUUAUGAAAAACAGGAAGAAAGAUGUCUUGAAAAUGACACAUGACACACAGAUACCAACUAUGGAAAAAAUUCAGGCACAAGCUGGACAACUACUAUGUCCUGAUCAAGAACCAAAAGAAAAAAAGACUAAUAGCACCUGCAGCUAAUCUGCUCUUACAUAAAAGCCACCAGGAACUCUAUCUUUGUGUUCAUUUGCAUGAAGUGCUUCACAUGACUUUUCAUAGGUUUUUCAGAUUUAACUUCCACUUUUAAACUUACCUGUAUUUAAGGUCUUAACUUGUUCAAAUUGUAUCCAUUGUUUUUAUGCCUGAGGAAAAGACCAGACAUUGGUCUAGAAACGCGUAGCAAUUCUUAUAUGGAUUAAAGAUUUUAAUUUUAUCUUA